Messenger RNA from Loa loa (African eye worm), 385 nucleotides. RefSeq lists its product as hypothetical. The transcript has 4 exons. NCBI's taxonomy places the organism in Eukaryota, Metazoa, Nematoda, Chromadorea, Rhabditida, Onchocercidae. The record is from RefSeq and is a predicted model, not a curated record. Bases 120 to 329 code for a protein of 69 amino acids.
AAAAUUUUUUGAUGAAAAUGGAAUCCGGUAAUCGUGUCAAUUAAUUAAUUAAUUAAUUGCUCGUAUCAAUCAGUAUUGGCAUCAUUAACAUCGUGACAACCCAACACCAUAUUAACAAAAUGUUUAAGAAGGCGAAAAAUUUGACAUCAGAUACUGUAGAUAAGAUUAAGAAAACAACAAAUAAUGCAUAUCAUCGGAUGAAAGGUGACAAAAAAUUUAAGGAAGGUUGUCAUAGUGCGAAAGAAGCGGCAGCUGAAUUGGUUGGAAAAGCUGGUGAAAUACUUGGUGAAAGCGGUGAAAUGAUUAAAGAAAUGGGAAAGAAAUUGUAAGAAAACAAUUUUUUAUUUAAUCAUUUCUGAUAAUAACAAUUUCCUUUUUUUUUUCU